GGUGCCUCGCAUCGCUCCCCCGAAGUGCAUGCAACUCACUCCGUUCGAAGUUGUAGCAGCAACGACGUUGCUUGCGAGAGACACACCACUACCCGUCGUGAUCGCUAGCAACUUGGCAAGCAAGCUCGGUCGUCUUCACUUGUCACAUCACACCAGAUGGAGCAAGAGCAAGAGCAAGCAGCGUCGCCUCAGAUGUCCGAUAUCUGCACCUGCAGCAGCAACUCCAUCUCCCUCAACGCGUCGUCGCCGAGCUCCAGCGGCGACUCUGGCAGCGUCAGCGCCGGCGGCAAGGGCAAGAAUUGGCCGCGCAGGGACCUGAAGCACCCAACGUACCGCGGCGUGCGCAUGCGGACCUGGGGCAAGUGGGUGUCCGAGAUCCGGGAGCCCCGCAAGAAGUCCCGCAUCUGGCUCGGCACGUUCGACAACCCGGAGAUGGCCGCGCACGCGCACGACAUCGCCGCGAUCGCCAUCAAGGGCCGCGCCGCGCAUCUCAACUUCCCCGAGCUCGCCCACGAGCUGCCCCGCGCCGCGUCGGCCGCGCCCAAGGAUGUGCAGGCCGCCGCCGCGCUCGCCGCGGCCAUGGUGGCUUUGCCCGUCGGCCCGUCCUGCCACGACGUCGUUGGCGAUGCUGAUACGGAGGAGCUGAAGCCUGAGCAAGCAGCACCGCUGGUUUGCGACGUCGAGAAUGCAACUCAGCUCAGUGGCUACAUUGGACUGGACUACACGUUUUUCGACGUGCCAGAUUCUCUUCUAGAGUUUGGGUUCACGUUGCCGCCGCUGACGUCUUAUUGUGGCUCGCCGUGGGAUGACAUCGCCGACGAGCUCUGCAUGGAGGAGCCCUUGCUGCUCUGGGAGCAUUGAGGGUGGAGGACUAGGCCGCCCAUGCAGUGCAUGCACGGGAUUCUUUUGUUUUUUCAGU
Messenger RNA from Phragmites australis (common reed), 919 nucleotides. Its product is annotated as ethylene-responsive transcription factor ERF038-like. The record is from RefSeq and is a predicted model, not a curated record. The coding region runs from base 157 to 861 and encodes 234 amino acids. Gene Ontology annotation, biological process: regulation of DNA-templated transcription. NCBI's taxonomy places the organism in Eukaryota, Viridiplantae, Streptophyta, Magnoliopsida, Poales, Poaceae. Gene Ontology annotation, molecular function: DNA binding; DNA-binding transcription factor activity. The transcript has a single exon.